Messenger RNA from Clunio marinus, 261 nucleotides. The record is from the annotation of a GenBank genome assembly. NCBI's taxonomy places the organism in Eukaryota, Metazoa, Arthropoda, Insecta, Diptera, Chironomidae.
AUGUUCAAUCGUAUUUACUUUUUUACGCUUUCUGAACAACAAACGAUAUGCGAGAAAUCACAUGGAGAGGUCCACACGCAUUUGUCUGUUCGAAGAACAAUCUUUUGCCCCGGUUAUCAAGCAAAAUUGUGUGGGCGGAUAAAUGGGCCUAAGACGAAUAUCAAAACAAGUAGACCAUCAUCAUUUAUCAAACAGAUUCUUGUGCACCUUAGCGAGGGUUUCAGCUUGAUGCCUGCUUCCAAAAUGCUUAGUCAUGAAUAA